AUGUCAACUAUCGUUGCUCACCAGCCAUCACAAACGCCUCCUUCACACCAUUUACCCAUUGAUCCCCAUUCAAGUGAUCACGUGCAACAACAACAUUCAACAAUAAAAACAAAUAUGUCAUUAGCAGCUGAACGUGAAGCCUAUUUACGAUUAGCAGCACAUUCAAUGGAAAAUUCCAGACAAAUUGCACCUAAUUUUAAUAUUCAUUCACCAAAAGCUUAUGGUGGUUAUGUCGUAAGUAUUCAUACAAUUUAUUUUUAUAUUUAA
Messenger RNA from Rotaria sp. Silwood1, 267 nucleotides. The record is from the annotation of a GenBank genome assembly. Lineage: Eukaryota; Metazoa; Rotifera; Eurotatoria; Philodinida; Philodinidae.